UCAUAAUAGGGAAACUGAAGUUAAAGGUUUAUACACAGCAAAACAAACCGAGAGGGAUCCUGGAAAGGAACAUUUUAAAUCUAAGUUCAGCUGCCUCAUCACUGACAUGGGAAGGUUUUUCACCUAUCAAGAUUAGUCAAAUGACAGAAACUAUUUUCUGCACUGAAGACUACAAAAAAGCAGCACUCAGAGAAGCCUGUCAAGAGAACACAAGUCUUGGACACUGUUCCCAAGGACUAGACUCCACAUGGCUUCAUGGAGUUCUGUCUCUACAUCACAAGGCAAUAACCAGAACCUGAAACUGCAGAAUCCAUAAAACUAAAUCAUGUUGGCCAAAAAGUUGGUGACCGCACAGAAUCGAGGGGAAAACAGGGCAUUAUGCCUGGGACUGGGAAUGGUUGCCUGCUCACUGGUGAUGUACUUUUUUAUUGGGAUCACAAUUGUGCCAUUGUACAACAGCAGUGUUUGGACAAAAGAAACUAAGUGCCAAGUGGUCAAAGCAAACAUCAAGGACGAAGUCCAUUGUUCAUUCAUUGAAGGAGCAAAUGAUGAAAACAUUUUUCACUAUCCCUGUCUGGAAGUCUGGGUCAACUUGAACUUCUCAGGACAAGAGGUUAUGCUAUAUCUUACAGAGGAGACACUGGAAAUAAAUCCCAAGUGCUCAUACAUCCCAAAAAGGUUGGAGAACACCAAAGAAGUUAAAAAAUCAGUACAGACCAUUGCAGAAAAUUUCAGAAAGUAUCAAAUUGAGACUUUUCCUUGUUAUUGUGAUCCAAAAGGAAAAGCGACAAGCGUCAUUUUAAUUAGACCAUAUCAACGAAAGGACAUAUUUUUUGCUUUCCUCUGGCCUAGCCUCAUGUUAAUUGGUGGGAUUCUGAUUGUUGUCAUGGUGAAAAUCAGUCAAUAUAUGUCUGUACUUGCUGCCUGGCAGUACAAAACAAACAUAUAAUGUUCACAAAUUCAAGCUAGAAAGUACCUUUAUUCUACCCACUUCAGUCUAUUUUUUUUUUUUAAACAUACCAUCAUGUUAGCUACUAUCACUCAGUAUAAUACAUAUACAUACACUUACACCAUGGGUUAUCAGGAAUUAUACAUAAAAUAGAAUAGGUAUCUGAGAUGAAAUCCCAUGAAAUAUAUAGGGACCACUCUGAAAGAACAGAAAUGAUUUUAUAUUGCUUGAGCCAAUUUUUUUUGUGGGUUUGAAACAUCAUUGUUUUACAGAAAUUAGAUUUAAAAUUCUGCAUGCCGGUUUGCUGGUUACAAAUUUGGUGUCAGAUUUUCAGAAAGCAGAGGCUAGGUAUCUAUGGGCCUGUCUAUAUGUGCGUUUAGUCCAACUAAAUUUAAUGCACAUUCAGCUAAUGUGCAGUAAGCGAUUUUUGGCAGGUGGCUACACAUGCAGAGCCUUGGCACUAAAGUUGUGCCAAGUCCCUGCAGCCCUGCCAUGUGCCUCUAGUAGCUGGGCAGACCGGGCACUAAAGUUUGUGCCAGGUCGCAUCUACAUAUAUGUUUAUACGCUUUAACUAAUCAUGCCUAAAUUUGACACCUGCAUUUGCAGAUGUCUCUUUCCAUCUGUAACUCACAUAUUAUGUAGUAUGAUACUGUGGAAGGGCACUGGUGGUGCCUGCCACUUUAAGUGCUGAGCCAUACAGCCAGCAGGUGCUUGAUUACAGCAGCCAUUUUAGAACUUUGGCCACCUAUAUAAACAGAGCAGUUUAUAUUGUUGCAGAAACAUCACCUGACUGCAAAGCUCUAUGCAACAUCUUGGAGGUAAGGGCAGGAGCUUAGGGGGAGGGUUUGGAGGCUCCUGGUCCUGGGCAUGACCUAAAACUGCACCCUGCUGGGGAUGGAUGGCCUGGUGGGGCUCCUAAUGGUGCAGGAGUCCCCUAGAAAUGCCAGGCCAGGGACCACCCUGGUGAAAGGCAGGUCAGGGCGCUUUAACCCCAGCUCCCACAACCGGGUGGGUUACCCCAUAGUAGGGCCAAGAAGGUGGACACAUGUCAGAGAGUGGGCUAGAGGCUUAGAAGCCUGACUUCAAACACCCUUGACUGGUCAAUGCUGGGGCCAGGACCAGAAGGGUCAAAAGGGCCAGAGGCCCACUGCGAAGAAUGCCCAGAGCCUGGGGUUCUAACUGGCCUUGGCAGUGAGGCCAGGGCCUGUGUGGCCAAAGGUCCUGUAGUGGCCAGGCUCGAAAGAGGGAAGAGUUCAGGGAGCUAGGCAGCCCAGAAUGAGGGCAGAGUAGAUCACCUGAUUGGAGGAUUAUGGGGCCCAACGUGGGGCCGGUGACAUUAAAAACUGCAGAUGCCAUGUGCGAGGCUUGGGCUGCAACGUAGGGGAGGAACAGAGCCGCAGAUAGCACCCCUUGGCAUCAGGGCAAGAAUGGGCAGCCUCCCACCUAAUCAACACCGUAAUUAUGUAUUAUUAAGGCGUGGCAGGAAAGGAGGCAGGUGGCUGGCCCAGAAACAGGUGGGCAGGCCAGUGACAGACCAGCCCUGAGAAAGACCCCUGUUACAGAUACCUUUUUAUCUGUAUCUAACAUAUUACAUAAAAAAGUGAAGUGAAGGAGACAAAAAAUGUAAAAAGCAUGAUUACGUUGUGAAAAAGCUAGGAGUAUUCACACAUGCAGGCAAAUAGAAGCAGUGCAAAUUUGAGCCAGGACUUUUUGCCUCGGCACACAUGCCCGGACAUGCACUUUUGUGUGGGCAAGUUGUGCCACCUGGGGCAAAAUAACCCUGCCCAGCUCCUCCCAGAUCUGCAGCCAGGGAAAUCUAGAGCUGCUGGCGCCAGCACUAUAAAAAGUUGCCCUGUUGGUCCCAUCAGUACAAAAAGCUGCCUUGGCAAGUAGAUCAGGACUUCUUGCUCUCAGGAGCUUCUGGGGCCUGGCCAAUUGGUACCUGGGGACACUACCAUCUGGACUGCUGAAGCAGCCCUGAGAGUUCCCUGCACCCUCUACCCACUGCAGCAGUCUGGCAGUGGGAGCUGCUCCCUGGCUGUGACCUGCUGCCACCUGCGACAGCAUGUGGGCCCAAGGCUGUGCACCUGCCAGACCCAGAUGGUGAUUGCACAGCUGCAGCAGAGGCAUCUGUACCUCUUGGCCAGCUGCCAGUGACUGCACGGUUGGACUUUGUGUAGCACUGCUGCCAUGUGUGCCACCACCUUACCAUCUGGGCAGCUACUGCUUGGAAGAUGUUCACAGUGUGGUGGCCUGCUUUGAACUGUCAAAGCCAAUUGGGGCCCAGGAGGUUAACCACCUCCAGCUAGGUCCUGGGUGCCAGCUCUGAGCUGGCACCUCUGCAUGGGUCCUGCCUCUUGCCUCCCUAGCAGAAAUUUCGGUGUUCCCUAUUUGAAAACUGAAAAAUCCCUGAUAAAAAAAAAAAAAAGUCACUCUGUAAAAUACCCCCAAAUCCCUGUUCCUCCACAAAUAAAACAAAAGACCGCUAUAUACAGACAGACAGACAGAUAACGAUCAGGUGGGCAAUGUUCUUUGAUAUAUCUACAGUGUUAAACAAUUUGGAAAUCUACUAGUACCUCUAUCAUGAUAAUGAAAUUAAUUUUAAAUAUCUUUAUGUUUUAUAUUUGCCUUUGGUUUUCUCAUCAUAGAGCAGUUAGAGCUCCCCUUGACUCCUUCACUAACCAGGAUGUGAGGACAGUUUCCCCUGCAGCUACAGCUCCUGCCAGCAGGUCUCAUUCUGUCUGGCAGCUGGGCAUGCAGGGUGUGUGCUGGGGGACAUGGUGUGUGCAGGAAGGAGGUGGGAAGGAGGUUGGGGGAUAUAGGUGGCUGUGGAGGGAUGUGGGGGGCCAUGGGGUGUGUGGAUAGGUUUGAGUGGAUUGUUGGGGACUGUGGGUGGCCUGCUCAGGAGGGAUGGGUUCCCUGCCCCCCACAAGGCACAGUGCCUCUUACACAGCUCACAGACUGCCCCCCAAACAAGGGCUGCAGCUCCCUCAAUAGAGGCCCAUACCCCCUGCAGGCACCCCCACCUGGCUCCACGCCCUGCUUCCUCUCCCAGCCCCCUGGAGCACUGCCCCACCUGGCCCCACCCCUGCCUGCUCCCCCAGUCCCUCUGAUGGCUGUUCUGCCUUGCCCCAUCACCCAUCAACUUCCCCAGCCCCCUGGAUCACUGUCCCACCCAGCCCCAUCUCCUGCCAGCUCCCCAAGCCCUCCUGAUGGCUGUCCAGCCUGGCCCCAGGGUCCCGGCACUUAAAAAAAAAAAAAAAAAGUCCCAUGGCCCCUUGUAACAGAGCCCCCACCCCCACAUAGCCCAAGUGGCCUCAAGUUGUCAGACAGCACAAGGCGCCACAUGGCACCUGCCGAGUUGCACUGCAUCCACACAGUGCAGUAGCAAUGCAGGUGCCAGGCUGCCGGGGCUGAUCCCUGCUGCCCCACGUGGCAUGGGGGGGCUCUGCCAUGAGGCCUCAGAGGCCCCAACAGCCAUUGAUUGCUACAGCUGAUAAUUACAGGGAGUUCUGGGGGGGGUUGUGUUUUCUUUUUACGUGUUGGGAGGCUAGGGCUGGGUAGGCAGCCAUUGAGGGGGCUGGGGGAGCAGGUGGAGAAUGGCCCCAGGCGAAGCAGCAAUCUAGAGGCUGGGGGAGUGGGUGGGGGAUGCAGCUGGCAGGGGUCCCACCCUGGUCUCCUCCCCACUCCUCCUCCUACUUAUCGGCAUGGAGCCCGGGUCCAGCUCCCUGAGAUUGGCUUCAGCACCAGGGUGAGGGCCAGUCAUAGAGGUGCUCUGGCUGGCUCUCAGAGCAGCUUUGUGGAGGACCUGAGCCUCUGUUUCCUCAAGACACAGUCGGGGACCAUGCCCUCCCCCACUUUUUUUUUGCCCGGGGGUAUUUUUUGACCCCUGGAUAUCCCAGGGUCUAAUCUGCAGUGCAGAUAACAUUUUUUUGUUUCUGCAUGUGUUUCUUGCAGCAUGUCAAAGGGUUUUGAGAUGCUGCAAGAGGCACAUGUGUGCUCAUCUGGAUGCACGCAUUAAGUCUGUUGUUUGAUCCAUAAUGCUACAGGAAAGGAAGACAGUAAGUUUAUGCCAGCAGAAGAGCUCAGGAGAGAACAUGACUUGCAUACAAUUUAGUGGCAAAGAAAGUUCUGAGUAGUGUGAACACUUCUGGGAUUUCUCUGAGCUUCAGAUACAUUGACUGUCCUCUGAAAAUGCCUAUGUUUUUCUCAGUUCAGUUUCGAAUCCACUACAGGGUCAAUUAGAAAUACAGAGACAUUUCACGUGCAUUGUAUUUGACCGUCAUUUGGGACAUAAACACCACAUGCCCUUUCAUCAUAUAGUUUGCGAACAGACUUGUCAGCAGUUAUCAUUUAUGAGGAAAAAUUUCAGAGCUGUACUGCAGAUUUAAAUCUAUUCUAGCCCCCACAGGAAACAAGUCUGUUCUCAGAUGUAUAAAAAUCUCUACUGUUUUCUUAGAGAGAGACAAGGUGAAUGCUGAAAUAAUGGAGGUAAAUUCUCCAAACCUUAUAAUCUGUUAAAUGUAUUUUCUGUUCUCAGUGGGGGAGUGACAAGCCAACAUACAUUGGACGGAAGCAACAGAAAACUUCAUGCAUGCCUAGGACACUAGUGGGAAACCAGAGCAAGUGACUAUCAAAUAUGCAUCGUUAGGAUCAGUAGAUCUUUGCUCAACAUAACCCUAAUGACCUGAAUUUCUCCUAAAAGCUGGGGGCUAAUAAGUUGGGAGUGACAAAAAGGGUAAGAACUAAGUAUAUUAGUCAAUAACAGAAUGCUUGUGAGCCACCUGCAUAGGGUGCAUCCCGAUGAGCAUGCACAUUCUGUUUGUGGUGCCUCAAAGCAGUUUGCACACAUGCACCCAUUCACCACAUUGCUAAUUUGCAGCACGGCGGUGGUGGGGUUUGACACUGGGAGAUCCCAGUGUAAAAAAAAAAAUAAAAAACUGAGGCUGAAAAAAGUGUUGUGGCGCACAUGGCAGCAUCAUGCACCAUCAGAAAUGGAGCCUGGUCGGCCAAAGCCAAGCUCUGGCUGCUGGCCAGACUCUGAGCAACCAGCUUGGCACCAAUGCUGCCCCAGAAGGCCCCCAGGUAAGGCUUCUGGGGCUAGCACAGGAGCUGGCCCCAGCCUUCCCUACCCAACCCAGGUCACUUUGCUGUAAAAAUGGUGGAUCACCCUCUAAGUUAACCCUCAGUAGAUGUAUUAUCAAACUAAAGUGCUUUAGGUUAGAGUGCUUUUUUGAACACCUGUGCCACAUCCACCACAUGUUAAGCUAAGUUGUGUGUUGCCAGCAUCCCAGAAGCCCCUUGCAGGGUGCCAUGUUGGCCUUGGGCAGAGCUUGGGAGGUGGGAAAAGGGGUUUCUGUCCCCACAGUCACCCCAGCCCAGGCAGGAGGGCUCCUUUCCCCCAGCUGCAGCCAUCAGUGGCAACACAAGUUCCUGUGCCGCUUUUCACUGCUCUGGGAACUCUGGCAGGGGUGAAUGAAGAAAGAGCCCUCUGCCAGGUAGGUCCCACACACCCAGCUUCCCAGGUCAGGUUUUGCCAGGGGCUGCUCCCCACCCUCCCUCCCCUGAGCAAGGGGGCCUCCUUUUCCACCCACCCACCAGAAUUCUUAGUGCAAUGAAAAGUGACGCAGGGAACUUGUGCUGCCACUGCUGGCUACAGCUGAGGGAAAGGAGUCCCCCACCCAUGACAGUCCCCCUAUAGCUUGCUGGUUAGGGGCUGGGCUGGGUCUGUACAGCAGGGGAGGCUCCAUUCCCCCAGCCACUCCCCUGUUUUCCCCAGAAGCCACAGCUGACAGUCACCAGCUGGCAUGGGGGGGGGGCACUCCAGCAGCCUCCUGGGAGGUGUGCAGGAGCACCCCCUUCCUGCUGGCAUUCACCAGUGCAGGCAAGCUCUGAGCCCAAGCCCUCCCCUGCACCAAACAGCACAUAUCGGUUCGGUUGAAACAUGCUCUAACUCAUAGCACUUUAGUUAAAGUGUAAUGGAGCACUUUCUGCCAGGGGCUUUUUGAAUAUCUGAGCUUAGCCAAUGUGUCUGAGAGAAAGGCAAAUGCAACUCAGCGGGUAUCAGGUGAGACUUUUCUAGUAAAGGCAUGGACAUACUGAUACCAUUAUAAAAUGAUCCUAACAUGACCUCAUCUGGAAUACUGUGUAAUUCAUGUUCAGAAAUGACACAUUUUAGCUGGAACAAGUGCAGAAAAGGCCUAUGAGGAUGAACAGAAACAUGGAGAACCUCUUUUAUGAGAAGAGUAAACUAAAAGGGUUUUGCUUGUUUAGCCUAGAAAAACAAAUGCGCAUAAGAGCUAGAUUGCUUUCUGGAAAUACAUAUGGGAAUCAAUCCCAAGGGAGAACUAUUUAAGAAGGGCUAUUUAAUCUAAAGAUGAAUACUGAUCCAGUAACAGGUUCCAUUUAGUCUUGUGUUCCUCUGAAUUUAAGCCUCUGUGGACAAGUAUGUACACUAGAAACUGUCCUGCUGCUGUGCUCAGGGGGGGAAGUUAAGCAUAAAAAACCCUUGAACACAGCUCCUUUCUUCCCCAGUCCAGCAUUUGAAACAAGAAUUUUAAACUGUACAAUUUACCUUGAGAAAAUGAACGUGUAUUGAGAGAGCAAGAUAAGUCAGUUGUGUUGUCAAGUAUAUCGGCAAUUCUCCCAGAUGUUUGGAGUGGUUAAUUUUACUAACACAAAUCAGUCUUCUGUACUUUGUAAAGUGGCUUAAAGAACUGUUACUCUCACCUCACCACUAUAUAGCAACACUUGUAAACAAACCAUAAUCUCCAAGUACUUUCACUGAAACAGAAGAGAUACGUGACAGUAUAUAUAACAUACAUUAUAGAGUAGCAAAACCCCCAGUUUUCCUUAGGAUAAGCUCAGACUUAGGAUAAGCUUUAACAUUUUUAUUUUGGUAGCAAGUUUUUGGUUUUGGAUAUCUACUGUUUUAUAUUGUAUUAUUAUUAGGUUUCUAUUGAUUCUUACGGCUGUAUAUUGUAUUAUUAUCAUUUUCAUAUUGAUUUUUAUUGUUUCAUAUGGAUAUUGUAUGGUUUAGGCUUGUGUUUGUAAGUGAACCGAAGUCAUGUCAAGUCUCCAUCUUCUGUCCUUUGCCCGGGCACCCCUGUGUCACAACUGUAUGAUUCAUGUACCCCUCCCAUGUAAAUUGGUUCCCAGAUGAA
This is a messenger RNA of Alligator mississippiensis (American alligator), 8112 nucleotides long. It is a transcript of the gene KCNMB1, whose product is annotated as potassium calcium-activated channel subfamily M regulatory beta subunit 1. Gene Ontology annotation, biological process: potassium ion transport; detection of calcium ion. Gene Ontology annotation, cellular component: membrane; voltage-gated potassium channel complex. The record is from RefSeq and is a predicted model, not a curated record. The transcript has 5 exons. Gene Ontology annotation, molecular function: calcium-activated potassium channel activity; potassium channel regulator activity. NCBI's taxonomy places the organism in Eukaryota, Metazoa, Chordata, Crocodylia, Alligatoridae. Bases 326 to 949 code for a protein of 207 amino acids.